AUGUCCAUUUCAACCAGUUUGAACUCAGCUUCCAUUCAUUUGAGCAGCAUGGACACCCAUCCUCAGCUACACUCACUCACUCGUCAGCCACACUCGUCGUCAACAGCUAUGUCCAAGAACGAAGCCCAGGAAUCUUCGCCCUCUCUGCCAGCUUCCUCUUCAUCGUCGACUUCGGCAUCGGCAUCUGCGUCUUCCAAGAAUUCGAGCAAGAACCCUUCCUCUUGGGACCCUCAAGAUGAUCUGCUGCUACGUCAUUUAAAGGAGGUCAAGAAAAUGGGCUGGAAGGAUAUUUCGCAAUACUUCCCAAACAGGACUCCUAACGCGUGUCAGUUCAGAUGGAGAAGGUUGAAGUCUGGUAACUUGAAGUCGAACAAGACUGCUUUGAUCGACAUCAACACCUAUACGGGCCCACUCAAGAUCACCCACGGCGAUGAGACUGCCAACGCUCAGCAAAAGCCCAGCAAGAAGGUAGAAGAAAACGUAUUAACGGAAGAUACUGCUGAGUUCACUACAACGUCAUCCAUCCCGAUUCCCUCCAGAAAGACCUCGUUGCCUUCGUUUCACGCAUCGAUGUCAUUUUCUCAAUCUCCGUCCAAUGUGACUCCCACUACGAUUGUCUCAAACGCUGCUUCUUCCAUGCCGUUCGCUCCUCCCACGCUGCCGGCCGCACUCCCUCAUCAUCCUCAUCAACACCUACACCACCAUCCCCAUCAUAAGACUCUAAAGCCAAGGUCAAACUCUCACUCCUUCACCAAUUCUUUGAACCAAGACCCCAUCGUUCGGUCUAAUGAUGAGGAGAAGUAUGGAUUCAUUCCUAAAGUAUUCGUUAGAUCCAGAAGAAGUUCGUUUGCCUAUCCACAACAGGUAGCAAUAACCACUACUCCGUCUUCUCCAAACUCUUCGCAUGUCUUACUAAGCUCAAAGUCAAGAAGGGGCUCGCUUGCGAAUUGGUCCAGAAGAUCAUCGUUUAAUGUUUCAAGUAACAACACUUCAAGACGGUCUUCAAUGAUUCUUGCACCAAAUUCCGUGUCAAACAUAUUCAAUGUCAACAAUAGCGGCAGUAACACUGCUUCUACUUCUAAUACCAACUCAAGAAGGGAAUCUGUCAUCAAGAAGGAAUUUCAGCAAAGAUUAAACAACUUAAGUAACAGUGGAGGUCCUACCUCCAACAACGGGCCCAUUUUCCCCAACUCUUAUACCUUUAUGGAUCUCCCACAUUCUUCAUCGGUGUCAUCGUCAUCCACUUUGCAUAAGUCUAAACGAGGUUCGUUUUCUGGCCAUUCUAUGAAGUCAUCGUGUAAUCCGACUAAUCUAUGGUCAAAAGAUGAAGACGCUUUGCUAAUGGAAAACAAAAAGAGAAACCUAUCCGUUAUGGAACUAUCCAUUCUUUUGCCGCAGAGAACUGAGGUGGAAAUUCAAUGGAGAUUAAACGCCUUGUCAAGUGAUGCGGAUAUGUUGUCUCCUACACAUUCACCUCAAAAAACUCUGUCCAAGAAAACUUGUCCAAGAAUGUUCAAAAGUGGUUCUACCACUGAUGAUGACAAAGGUAGCGACAAAGAGGACGUUAUGGGUGAUGGUAGUAACGAUGAUGACGAAGAUAAUGUAGACCCGCUGCACCGUGCUAAACAAUCCAGUAACAAGACUGUCUUUUCAUCCAGCAGUUCCAACAUAUCCUCCAAAGACGUUUCACCGGAUCCGAUCUUUUCACCGGAUCCCGCAGAUGAUUCAUCGAAUACUUCUGAUGCUGGUUCUAGGUGCACCAUAACCUCCGAUACCAGCUCCUCGGCUGCAACCAUGAAUCGCACCCCUAAUUCCAAAAACCCGCAAGAUAUUGCUUUGUUAAACAACUUUCGUUCUGAAGCCAUUACUCCGAGACCGAAGCCUUCUUCCACAACUACAUCCAUCACUACCGAAACCACCAAUAACAUGAUAAACCACUCUAGUUCUACAACUACUACCACAAACAACAGUCCGCUGCCAAGCAUAAACACUAUCUUCAAGGAUAUGCUGUGA
Messenger RNA from Saccharomyces cerevisiae S288C, 2013 nucleotides. It is a transcript of the gene DOT6, whose product is annotated as Dot6p. The transcript has a single exon. Gene Ontology annotation, cellular component: nucleus; chromosome, telomeric region. The record is from RefSeq and is marked reviewed. Lineage: Eukaryota; Fungi; Ascomycota; Saccharomycetes; Saccharomycetales; Saccharomycetaceae. The coding region runs from base 1 to 2013 and encodes 670 amino acids.